CAGGCAGAGACCUCCUGGCUGAAACGUUGUGGUGAUGACAUACAGGACUUUGAAGCUGGAAGUUUAGAGGUGCCAGUUUUGCCGCCCAGCGCUGCGUCCUGCGACGACGACGAAGACGCCACCUUCGUUGGGUUACGCGCAGCGACGCUGGAGUACUAUGAGUCUGGCGUGGUCAAUGUGAAUUUACUGAUCCACAUGGGUACAGUGCUACGAGCUGCUGCUUCUUCUGGAGGAUGGCAGCAACUCGCCAGCGUUUGUGCACCGGCGGUGUUGCAAACGCUGCUACUUCGAGAAGAGGAGCGCAUCUUCGUCGACGUUGAGGAGCAGAAAUCCCUCGAGGAGAUUUACUUGGAGGUAUUGCACGGCAUGUUUCAAGGAGAUGCGGCACUUUUCAAUGAGACGUCGCAUUGGCCCCUGCAACGUGGCUUCCAUCGUCUUCGUGAGUUGCAACGUGGCAUCAGAAAAGUGGACCUGCAGACACAGACACAGCAGUCGGUGGAUUUUGUCUUGUGUUUCUGCAGCGUUGCCAAAUCUCCAGGUGGGGGCUAUCCUGUAGUGGAGGAUGAAUUGGGCUGGCUGGCCGAGCUUUUAGCGCCACAGGCCGACUAUCGCAGCUCCACACGGAUCUUCGUGAAAGAGAAAUGUGGCGAUGCAGCUCCAGAAGGCUUUGAGGAGUCUUUACGUGCCGCCCUGCUUCCUUAUGCUCAUGUGGUGGAGGUUCAUCGUGUAGAUGAUGCCCUGAGGGCUGACGAUGCCACAGCCUAUUUACAUCACCUAAGUGGGCCCAAGUACCAAGACUUGGCCGCUUGGACCUUCUUCCUGCAUGCGGAUGCACCAGAACAUGUCCACCCUUUUCGACUUCUUGAGGAGGUGGUAUCUGCCGCACGCAGAGGAACGUUGCAGGUAGACACCUUUCCCUUCCUGUACCUUAGUCACAACUAUUUGGAUCUUGGCACUUCCAUCCACACUUGGGACAACUUUGCUUCUCCCAGGUUGUGGAAGAGGCUCUUUCAGAGCUCAAUUGCUCCACCCAGAGAGGUUGUCAAAGGAUAUUGCUGUGUGCAAUUCCUGGUGCCUCGCCCGCGGGCCCUACUGCGAACGCAACAGUGGUACAAGAACGCCCUGGAAUACUUCGCGUCUGAGUGGUCCUAUUUUCAUUUGUUUCCAAGCGGCAGGUUCGUAACGUGGCAGGACUUGACAUGCCGAGCCCCAGCGCAACUUUGGAUGCCCUGGUGGCACGUAGUCUUCGGUGAGGAGCUGAGCUGCCCCGAGCGACACUUGGAUCCACGGCUGCCGCUCUUCAUCCAACUCAGGAGUAUUCCACCAGAUCGUAUUCACUGUUGCUGAGAGAGAACUCGCCGAAAAAGUGCGC
Molecule: messenger RNA, 1372 nt
Organism: Cladocopium goreaui
Lineage: Eukaryota; Dinophyceae; Suessiales; Symbiodiniaceae
Source: the annotation of a GenBank genome assembly